CUGGAUUAUUUCAGAAAAUACUGCAGUUGUGAUGAUUUGGAAAGUCAACAAUCAGAGCAGAAGAUGAACCUUGAUUCUGUGGAAGAAUCAAUCCAGAGCCUUCUGUCAGCGUUGUACCCACCCUAUGAAGCCACCGCCCCCGUUUUGCUGAGCCAGCUUUUCCAAAUCCUUGACAGUCAUUAUCAGAGAGAUGCCCUGAGGUGUUUCCUGGACUUUCUGGUCCCAGCCAAGCACAUUUUAGACACUGUGCAGCAGGCUGCAUGUGCUCAGUACUCUAACGUACUCUUCCUCUGCGAAGGCUGGCCACUCUGUUUACAUGACCAAGUUGUUGUCCACCUUGCUCCAAUCGACUCUUUUCUCCUUCAGCCUGGUGACUUUUAUCUCCAGGUGGUGCCAUUCUGCAGUCAGUCGGCUCGCAUUGUGGUCUGUAGCCUCCUGGAAGAGGAAGGGCUCAAUGUGCAAGUAGCAGAGGAGAUCCCGAUCCCUGAGACGUCUUAUCCUUGUAUAUUCAGCCGGGACUGGUUGAAUGAGCUCAACCAGGACCGUCGUGGCACACCACUCAGACAAUGCCUGGUUGCCACUGAGCAAGGCUUGGUGAGGUUACCAUGGGAACAGGUGGCUGUGCCUGAUUUUGUGCCACAAAGUGUUGAGAGUAGCAUGGCCUCUAGUCCUCGAUCAUAUCCACCUUUGCCACCUCCGCUUCCUGUUCCUCCACCUCUUCCUAAAUUUACUGACAACUGUCCAACAAAUAAUUAUUUUCCUUCUUCUUCAAGGAGAACUGAACAAGAAGAGUGUCCUGUAACUAUUGAGAAUCCAGUUUUAAUAUCUCCCUCGCCACCUUCUGCCUUCUCCGUGGAGACGAGAAUAUGUCCGGCAAAGCACGGCAUUGCUGUGUCACUCUGCCUGGUGGACACUAGAACUGCUUCUUCAACACGACUGGUCAAAGUUAAAGGCGCUGAAACAGAGGGUAAACCAGUUGGCUGGGUGUCUCCCAGCACAUGGGACAGUCGCUUUACUGGGACACAAACAGCCGCAAAAUCUAACAGUGUUUCGGAUAAGCACAUCCCAUCAGGUUUAACUGAGUGCAAAGUUGAGAAAGCAGGUGCAAUUGUUUCUGAAAAUUCACUGCUGGACAAAGGAAAAGAAACAAAGAUACACAAUAUGAGCAAAUAUGAGCUAACAGCCAAUGCUGUUGCACAAGGGGAGUAUAUUGAUAUACUGCAGGCCAAAAUGCUCUUUGGGAAAGAUCAGCCAUUGGAGAAGCCCUGCACCCCAUGCAUGGUAAGGCGACAGGGUGGACAGGUUGCCAGAGCCCAAGAUCUGAAAUGCCGAUACAGGGACUCCUACCAGGCUGCAAUACAAAACCCUGUCGCCUUUGGAACAGAGAGAUCCAGAGGGAAUAUAUUAGCUGUGGUGGAUGAGGACGCAGUGGUGGACACUUCAGAAAAGUGUGAACUGGUUAUUGUUGAAGGGCAGAAUGUCAGGCGAAAAGAGAGCACUCAUACUAGUGCAGAGAUUCCUCAGCUACAUGUGGUAAAAUGUAAAAACAGCACUGCCUUUGGAUUGGUUUCACCCAAAAUCAACAGGAGGAAAAAAGUCAUUCCAGCUGGUGAGCAGCCUGGGCCUACUUCUGUAACAAGUGGGAAUGACCAUCAAACAGAGAAACUGUCACCGACAGAUUCAACCAAGGCAGAGACACAGAGGGUGCGUCAACCCAGACCCCACCACCUCUCCCUCGGAUCCCCAGACCCCAAGAAGCAUCCACUUUAUCUAGGAGCAGCAUCUCUCACAGGCUGCAAAGACAGGAUGGGGAGGGCAAUAGUGGAACUCUAUGGAGAUCAUCACGGAUGGCGAUCGACCGUGACGAGCCAGGAGCUCUUCCAGAUGCUGCUCUACUUCUACUCUAUCACCAGGAAGGAAAUCAGAGAAGCUGGGAUGACUCUCAUUUUUGAUGCUCGUAGGAAGAAUCCUCAACCACAGCUCUACAAAGCUUUGAUGGCUCUUCAAGAGCAGUGUCCCUGCGCAGUGAGCAGUUUUGUGCUGCUGGUAGACAAAGACAACCGUCAGCCAGAACGAUGUCCUGGGAUACAGACUGAUCUGGUGACUUCGAUAAAAGCUUUGCUCAAACUGGUGGAAGCGAAUCAGCUGAGCUCAGGUGUAGGUGGCUCGUCUGAUGGCCGCUGUGGCUGGAUGGAGCUCCACCAGAGACUCUUCCCAUUUGUUAUUGACCUCCAUGAGGCUUCGUGCCUGCUUCUGAGAGCCAUCAGUAAGUUAGAGGAACCGCAGAUGACAGAUACUGUACAGACAGUGCAGCAACGCAUGAUGGACCAGAAGACUUUGAUGAGGGACGUGCUGGACGACAGCCGAUUGGUCAAACUGCAAAGGGAGGGCGGAGCCGUUCUGGCAAGGUUAAGGAAGGAGAGUGACUUGAAAUACCCUCACUGCGAGGACCUCAGUGAUGCAGUGGACUCAGUGUCCAGUCUGUACAAUCAUGUGGAGGAGCAGGCUCAUGUCCUCGUGCAGAGGACAAACGUGUCCCUGGAACACCUGGAGUACCUGCUGCAGCUCAGAGAAAUGGAAGGACUCUUCUACCAGAUUCAGCAGUGGUUCAGUGCUGAAGGAGAGUGCCACCUGCUGGAAGCUGCAUCAAUUCAGAGCUCUGGAGACAGGAUGGAGCAGGUCCUCAACAGCUUCACAGGUUUCCUAAUUGAAGCUAACGACCGCAGGCACCACGCCAUGUCCUUAGUGUCAGAGGCAGAGAGGCUACAGCAGAGUGGACUUUCCUUCCCAGAGACAGAAACUUUCAGGGCUUUUGUUUGCACCUUCAAAUCAAGCCUGGAGGAUUUCCUGUGCAGAGCUGAGGCACGUGGCCGAGAGCUGCAGAUCAUGGUCAACGUGUGUGACUUCUGUGAGCAGGCUACGGAGCUGGCUGGUGAAUGCACUGAUUUUUUUACCCAAAGUCGAUCCAGAAUCCACACAAUACAAGACCUUCAAAGUGCCUCCCAGGCCAAUCAAACAAACACCUGCCCAGAUAAAUUCCAGGAGAUAAAAACCUUGGCUAGCACCCUGCCAGAUUCCCGUGGGAUACAGGUUUGGAAUGCUGCUUAUCUGAAAUGUCAAGAAGCUCAGGAGCUGCUCCACGAGAGGAUGCAGGUUCUGGAUGACGUUUGCCACCAGCAACCAGUUUCUAGCAGCUGCUGUGAAGGUCAUUAUGUUGAUGUGAUAAGCACCAAUGUUCAGACUGCAUCUCCUGGUGGACAGAUGUUGGUGGUACAGUCAACCCCUGGAUUCCGACAUCCACAGUGGGAGGAGGUUGUGUCAGGGGCAGCAGAUUUAGGAAAACGAAGGCCAAUCCUGGAUAGCAAGACCCCUCAUUCGACAACUGUGGCCUGCUGUAACAUUAUAAUCAAACCUGAAGACAGCAGUGAUGCUGGAGCAAGCCAGGAGUCAAAGGUCACCCCACAUUCACCCCACAGGUCAACAAGAAAAACCGACAGGGAGGCGAGGAGGAGACAGACGAGCAGAGCUAGAAGCGAGAGAGAUGCUGCUGCUCUGUCUCAGUCCCAUACUGUCGGCUGCCAGUGGUUUCCAUGGAAACGGGGUCCUGGCGUGCGGUCGGUCAGUCAGGACUCAUGCGCACCUAGAGUCGCGGCAGCUGGCUCAUCUCCAGAGCAGCAGCCUCGACCUCUGUCAUCGUGUUCCCACCACAGUCAGCCAUCUUCUCGAAUCCUCCAGGAAGCUCAGAAGUUUCAGAUCUCCCGCCACGGGAGCUUCUGCUCCGACGAGGAGUCAUGUAUGAGCGACCGGGGGGCUGCGGGGGGGAUUGGGACUGUGUGCUGUAAACACUCCAGCCUACCCACUGAGCGAUACGGAGGAGCGUUUUAUUUGUCCAGUUCACCAGAGAACACCAACAGUGCCCUGAGGCUGCAGCGCAUCAUGGACGAGCUGGUGCUCACAGAGAGGGAGUACGUGCGCUCUCUGGGUUACAUCCUGUCACACUACCUCCCACUGAUGGACAGGUUGGACAUUCCUCAGGACCUUCGGGGCAAGCGUGGGGUCAUCUUUGGAAACUUGGAGAAGCUUUAUGACUUCCACAGUCAUUAUUUCCUACUGGAGCUGGAGGCCAGUGAGAGGCAGCCGGGCAUGGUGGCUCGCUGCUUUCUCAGACAUAGCGGGAGUUUUGGCCUGUAUGCGUUGUACAGCAAGAAUAAACCUCAGUCAGAUGCUCUGAUCUUGCACCAUCGCCAUGAUAUCUUCAAGAAGAAGCAGCAGGAGCUGGGGGACAUGAUGGACCUCUCAUCCUACCUGCUGAGACCCAUUCAGAGGAUCAGCAAGUACAGCCUCCUGCUGCAGGACAUGCUGGCGUUAGUCUCCUCACGCGCAUCAAGAGACAGGACACAUGACACUGUGGAGAGAGCUGACAUCCAGGCUGCGGCGGACCUCAUUCAGUUUCAGAUGCGUCACGGCAACGAUUUGCUCACAAUGGACGCUAUCCAGGACUGCGAUGUUAAUCUAAAGGAGCAGGGACAGCUGAUUCGCCAGGAUGAGUUCACAGUUUUCUUCAGGAAGAAGAAAUGUGUUCGCAGACUCUUCCUCUUUGAGCAUCUGAUUCUCUUCAGCAAGCCCAAAGGGACAAACGUUGGAAAUGAUGUUUAUGUCUACAAACAGUCGUUAAAGACAAACGAUGUUGGGAUGACCCAGAACUCUUGUAUGGGCAGUUUGUGUUUUGAGAUCUGGAUCCGCAGGAGAAAACAUGAGGACACCUACACUCUGAAGGCAUCCAGCCUUGAGGUGAAGAAAGCCUGGACCACUGACCUGGAGAGGAUACUGUGGGACCAGGCAGCUCACAGCAGAGAGCUGCGUCUGCAGGAAAGGGUGUUCAUGGGAAUGGGUCGUGAACCCUUCAUGGACAUCCAACCCAGUGAUGCUGCAAUUUGUGACCGAGCCGUCGGUUGUGUCCUGCCUGGGAGAGGUAAGAAGGGUUUAGAAUAUCCCCGACCACGCUCCAUCGGAUCCGGCAGCACCACCUCCACCACCCUCAGCCAAUCAUCGUCCUCCUCUGGUCGCGGCUCACUACCCCCUGCUGGUUAUCCUGGGAACCCAUCACAAUGA
Nematolebias whitei (Rio pearlfish) is the source of this 5112-nucleotide messenger RNA. RefSeq lists its product as uncharacterized. The record is from RefSeq and is a predicted model, not a curated record. Lineage: Eukaryota; Metazoa; Chordata; Actinopteri; Cyprinodontiformes; Rivulidae. The transcript has 27 exons. Gene Ontology annotation, molecular function: guanyl-nucleotide exchange factor activity. Bases 64 to 5112 code for a protein of 1682 amino acids.